Cannabis sativa is the source of this 4966-nucleotide messenger RNA. RefSeq lists its product as uncharacterized. The record is from RefSeq and is a predicted model, not a curated record. Bases 356 to 4621 code for a protein of 1421 amino acids. Lineage: Eukaryota; Viridiplantae; Streptophyta; Magnoliopsida; Rosales; Cannabaceae. The transcript has 8 exons.
AUAUUUACAGGAGUGAAAAAGAAAGAGAUCGGGAGGUGUUUGAUUUCAAACAGAAGAGAAGAACAGCAAGCCCCCAUUAGGAUAUUCAUAUGCAAAAUUAUAUCUAUAAAUAUCUAAACAUAGAUAGAUAGAGAAAGUUAGAGAGAGAGAGAGAAAGAAAGAAAGAGAAAGAAAGAAAGAAAGAAAGAAAAGAGAGUAUUUUUGGUUCGUUUUUGUGUGAAUCGUUUUUCUAAUUUUCUCAUCUUCUUUCAUUGAAUUUCUCCGCAUUGAUGCGUUUCGCUUCUUGAUCUCGUUCUCGAUCUGCCUCCGUCACUCCGAUCUGAAUUAUCACCGAUCGUGUUUGAUUCGGUGCACAAUGACGGCUGAUGUUCGUGAAUCUGUGGUCGUUAAUGGCGGUGAGGUGGUGAUUCAGGAACAGUCUGAUCGGGAUCUUAGCCCUACUUGUACUGUUACUUCUAUUACUCACGAUCCUGUCAAUGCUAAGGACGAUUUCGACGGUUCGUACGUUUUUGUUUCAGAUACGGACGACAGGGAUAAGGAUCUCGUUGACUCUGAUCUCAAUAAUGGGGAAACUCUUCACUUGCCUGUUGAAAAUAAUGAGAGUGUUCAAUUGGAAGAGGGCGAGGUUGUAGUAGUCAUUGAACAAUCAGAUCACAAUGGUGUCAAUGAUGAUAAGGUCGAGGGAGAAGGAGAAAAACAUGACAGUAAUGGUGAAUGUCAAACAGAGAAGGAGUCGAUUGCCGUUGACCAAUCUGAGCAACAAGCUGACAAUGGCGUGGUGGAGGCUGUUGAAUUCAGUAAUGAUUUAUCGACCUCUGACCAUAAAACUGAGGCCGAGACGAUUUUAGUUGACCAAUCUGAGCAACCAUCUCAUAAUGGUGAGGUAGAGGCCACUACUGACCAUGAAGCUGAGAAAGAGGCAGUUCACAUUGAUCAAUCUGAGCAACCGGUUCACAGUGGCGAUGUGGAAGCUGUUGAAAUCAGUCGUGACUUGUCUACUCCUGACCAUAAAACUGAGAAUGAGACGGUCGCCAUUGACCAAUCUGAGCAUCCGGCUCACAGUGGAGAUGGGGAGGUUGUUGAAAUCAGUGGUGACUUGUCGACUGCUGAUCGUAAAAUUGAGAACGAGAUAGUCACAGAUCAAUCUGAACAAUCAGCUCACAAUGGCGAUGCGGAGGCUGUUGAAAUUAGUGGUCAAUCGUCGACUCCUGACCAUAAAAUUGAGAACGACUCAAUUGUCAUUGAUCAAUCUGAACAACCUGCUCACAAUGGCGAUGUCGAGGAUGUUCAAAUCAGUUGUGAUUUGCCUUCUGCUGACCAUAUAACCGAGAAUGAGACAGUAGCCGUUGACCAAUCUGAGCAACCAGCUCAUAAUGCCGAGGUGGAAGCUGUUGAAAUCAGUAGUGAUUUGUCUACUGCUGACCACAAAACUGAUAAUGGGACAGAAGUCAUCGUCCAAUCUGAGCCACCAGCUCACAUUGUUGAGGUGGAGGUUGAGGAAGACGCAAGAGCUGAAGAUGUUCGUGGUAGUUUGACUACUGAGAGUGAGAUGGUAGCCGUUGACUUCCCUGAGCAAUCAACUUACAACGGCGAGGUGGAGGCUGUUAAUGAUGACAAGGUUCAGGAUAAACCAGAUUUGGCUGGAGAUGAAAAAGAAAAUCUGGAGUCUGACACUGGAGUUACAGUUGCUCAAAGUCCUGCACAUCAGGAAGAGGAGAAGGAACAAGUUGAGCCUUCCAAUGAGAUUCCUUCUGAAGAUUCACCUGGGAGUUCAACAAAUGAUUUGGAGCAGGAUCCCACAGCAACUCCAUGUGUUGAAGCCGAAAUCAAGGAUUUGUCUAUCUCCAAUGAAAGCUGUGAUGUUGUACCUGCUGCUGUUCAUGAACAGAAUUGCAUUUCAGAAGAUGUUGUCCAUGAAAACCCAGCUGAAGAAAAUGGGCCUUCAGCUCUCGAUAAUGAGAAACCAUUGAGCGUCUCUGAAGAGGUUCCUGUGGAAGGCUCCCAAGCGGACAAUGAAGUGCAUUUAGAUCGUACUUUGGAAACACCUUCAUGUUCUGAGGCUGAUCAAACGACAGAAACAGAACCUAAUGAAGGUCCUUUAUCUGAAAAUAAAGGAGAGGGCUCGCCUGCUGGUCUUGAGGAGAGCAUUUCAGAGACCGUUGUUAUUACUGACUUGGUUGAUGCUUGUCAAAAUACACCUGUACAAACUGACGAGUCUGUUGAAAAUGCUGAAAGCUUGACAUCUUCUUAUGAUUGCUCCAAUGCACUUGUAAGUGGUGAAAUCGCUCCCGAUGCCAUAGCAGAGAAUUCUGACGUUGACAAUGAAGCUUCUUUGCCUGCUGGUGAUCAUUCAACUUGUGAUGUUGAAGAUGUGAGAUCAGAGACUGAUACUGGAAAGUCAAAUCAGGAAAGCAUUGAGAUUAAUCCAAGCUCUCCUGCUAAUGAAGUGAGUUUCCAGCCUGAGAAUUCUUCCAAUAUUGAAGAGAUUGUAGAAUCUGAAAAUUCAGACAGGAUCCCUGAACGUGCUGGCAGCCAGUCUAUUUCUUGGGCCGAAUCAGUUGAUGAUGAUAGCAGUUUGCCAGUGGUUGUUGCUGUUGAUGUGAAGCCAGAGUCUGAAGUUGAGAAUGCAUCUGCUGUAAGCGAGAGAGAUAUGCCCGGUGUUGAUGUUGCUGUUUUAGAAGGCAAGGAUAGUGAAAGUGGAGUAGAUAGUAAUCAUAUUCCGGAGCAUGUAGGCAACGAUGUGGAAUCAACAUGUGAAGAAGUUGCAAGUAUUGAUAGAACUCAGAAGGAUGAAGCCUCUACAUCAUUGCCAGAAGAUUCUUCAGAAGGACAAAAUGUUGAAGUUGAGGUGGUGAAAAAACCAUUCUAUUACAUGAUAAGAGUUCCCAGAUUUGAUGAUGGAGACUUGAGAGAACAGAUUAAUGAUGCUCAGUUACAAGUUGAAGAAAGGACUAAAAGUAGGGAUUCAUUUCGUGCUCAUAUUCAGACGAAAAGGGCUGCUCUUAAGGAUUUCUCUGAUAAAGUUCAAGCUCUCUUAAAGGAGGAGAGAGCCGCAAGAGACUUGUUUAAGUCCAAACGACAGGAAAUGGAUUCUGCUGUCUCAGAGAUUAACAAAGUGAAGAAUGCAUUAUCUGUUGGGGAUAUUGAUGGCAGGAUACGCAGUAUGGAACACAUGAUUGAACAUGAAACCCUGCCUUUGAAAGAAGAGAAACAGUACAUUCGAGAAAUUAAGCAAUUAAAGCAACAUCGUGAACAGCUCUCUUCCAGCAUGGGUACACAGGAUGAAAUUAAACAGACUUUAGACCAGAAAGACAAAAUUGAAGAGCGCUUGAAGGUUUUGAGGAAAGAGUUGGAUUUACUCAGAGACAAGCUUAAUAAAGCUGAGGAAGCCACUCAAAUUGCUAAGAAGAGUUUUAAGGAUGAAAAUGAGAAGUUGAACAGCAUUCUAUCCCAAUACAGAGCUGCCGAUGAUGUUCGUCAAGAUGCUUAUGCGCAUUUACAGAGUUUGAGGAAACAGCAAUAUGAAAAGAACAAGAAUUUUUGGAGGUACAAGGAUGAUGCAAAGGUGGCUCUAAAUUUAUCAUUAAAUGGAGAUAAGGAGCAAUUGCAGCGUCUUUGCCUUGAUCAGGUCGAGAGAACUAUGGAACUCUGGAACAACAACGAUGCUUUCAGGAGAGAAUACAUUAAAUGGAAUACCAGGAGUACAAUCAGGCGGCUGAGAACAUUAGAUGGUCGCGCGCUCGGCCCUGAUGAGGAACCACCCGUAAUGCCUGAAAUUGUAAACAACAGAGUGAACAAGGAUAACCAUGUGAAAGUGGCUUCCGUUCCAGACGUAAAACAAGAUUUUCCUGUAAAAGUUGAGAAACCAGAUCAUAAAUCAGUUGCAAAGGUUGUGGAAAGAGAGGAUCGAACAGCUAAAACCAAGGCUGCUGCGAAAUCUGCUAUUUCUUCAGGGAUUAGUCCUGUUACCAUUUCAGAUGAAACAAAAGAGAAAGAGAAAGAGAAAGAGAAGGUGAAAGAAGAAGAGCUUCGACGAAGCAAAGAGGAAGAGGAGCUGGCUAGAAAGGCUGAUGAGUUGGCCAGAAAGGCAGAGGAAUUGAGAAAAGAAGAAGCAGCAGCCAAGUUAAAGCAGCUGCGUAAGUUGGAAGAGAAGGCCAAAGCUAAGGAAGCAAUGGACAGGAAAAAGAAAAUGGCUGAGAAAGCUCGAGUUCGGGCUGAAAUUAGAGCACAGAAGGAAGCUGAAGAAAAAGAGAAGGAAAGAGAAAGGAGGGCAAAGAAGAAGGAAAGAAAGAAGGCAACAAAUGAAACAGAUGUUACGAACGAGGAAGAAGUGGACUCUGCUCCAACUUCAAGCUCGGAAGUUGCUGCUGCUACUCCUAUCGAGUCUGAAACUAAGGAGAGAUCUACGACAACAGCUGUGAAGAGGCCUCAGAAGGGGUCUCAAUUCGUAAAGCAAAGCAGGGCCAAGUCUAUGCCUCUGCCUCUUCGAAACAGAGGUAAGAGAAAAAUGCAGCCAUGGAUGUGGGGAGCUCUUACACUCGUCGUUGUUGUUUUGGCCCUUUUUUUGGUGGGCGUUGGGGGCUUCUCCUAUAAAUCUUGCCUGCAAUGGUUGGGUUUGUGAAUGAGUGAAUGAAUACGAGGCUUACUUAAUAGGCGAGAAUAACACAGUUUCGGUGGGACAUUCCCAAACAUAUAAAAUAUAUUUUUAUACUAAUAUUUAUCUUUAAAUAUAUAGGUUGAUUCUUUGGUCAUGUUUAGGGGGUUUGUGUUCCUCUAGUUUGCAUUUGGUUUACAAUAUCAUUUUUUUUUUUCUUUUCAUUUCAUUGAAACACACCGGGGUUGAUUGGUUUGCUUAUAAGUUUCACUUAUUACUAUUAUUAAGUUUAUAGUGAGAAGGAACAAGAAAUUUAGAAGUGGUGUUGAUCCUAAUUAUUAGUAUUGAUAAUAAAAGGAAUUGUUUUUGGUA